Molecule: messenger RNA, 951 nt
Organism: Sphaerodactylus townsendi
Lineage: Eukaryota; Metazoa; Chordata; Lepidosauria; Squamata; Sphaerodactylidae
Product: olfactory receptor 52D1-like
Exons: 1
Coding region: 1-951 (316 amino acids)
Biological process (GO): G protein-coupled receptor signaling pathway
Cellular component (GO): membrane
Molecular function (GO): G protein-coupled receptor activity; olfactory receptor activity
Source: RefSeq, a predicted model, not a curated record
AUGUCCUGGGCCAACCACAGCAGCUCGGUUCCCCAGUGGUUCUUCCUGGUUGGCGUCCCAGGCCUGGAGGAGUUCCACCUCUGGUUCUCCAUCCCGCUGUGCCUCAUGUACGCCGUGGCUCUGCUUGGCAAUCUGGCGCUCCUGGUGGCCGUGGCCCUGGACCCUGCCCUCCACCAGCCCAUGUAUGUCUUCCUUGCCAUGCUGGCCGCCACCGACGUGGUGCUGUCCUGCUCCACUGUGCCCAAAGCCCUCAGCAUCUUCUGGUUCCGCUCCGGGGCCACCUCCUCCGGGGCCUGCCUCGCCCAGGUGUUCUUCGUCCACUUUGCCUCCGCUACGGAGUCGGGCAUUUUGCUGGCGAUGGCCUUCGACCGCUACGUGGCCAUCUGCAAGCCCCUCAGGCACGCGUCCAUCUUGCCACGCUCCGUGAUUCAGAAGAUAGGGCUGGCGGUUCUCCUCCGCGGGUUCUCCGUUGUGGUGACCUUUGUGUUCCUCCUGCGCAGGCUGCCGUAUUGCGGACACCAGGUCAUCCCACACACGUACUGCGAGCACAUGGGGGUGGCGCGCCUGGCCUGUGCCGACAUCACCGUCAACGUGGUGUACGGCUUGACCGCCGCUCUGUCCACCCUGGGGGUUGACUCUGUGCUCAUCUGUGUGUCUUACGUGCUCAUCGUCCGGGCGGUCUUCCGGCUGCCCUCCAAAGAAGCCCGCCUCAAGGCCCUGGACACCUGCGGCUCUCACCUCUGUGUCAUCCUGAUGUUUUACACCCCUGCGUUCUUCUCCUUCUUCACUCACCGGUUUGGUCACAGUAUCCCGCGCCACCUGCACAUCCUACUGGCCAACCUCUACGUGAUUGUGCCCCCAAUGCUCAACCCUGUCAUCUAUGGGGUGAAAACCAAGCGGAUUCGUGAAGGGGUCGCACGCUGGUUUUUGCAGGCGGGGAAGCACUUCUGA